ACAAUGUUUGGGUCUGCUGCAUGACUCCAGACGAACGUUAAUUCCAGACGGACCAAAACAGUCGUCCGACUGUUGACGUGGAAUUUUACAAUGGCUAAUAAUAAAGUAGAAAACUCCCCUGACAGCUCAGCUUUGGCGUCGAAUUCAAAUCUGCCUUCUCAGCCCAACAAUCCGCUAUCGAGGAAAUUAAACAAAAUAUUAGAGACGAGACUUGACAAUGACAAGGAGAUGCUGGAGGCUUUGAAAGCGCUGUCGGGGUUCUUUAAUGAGAACAGUUUGCGCACCAGGAGAAAUCUCCGUGGUGACAUAGAAAGGAGAAGUCUAACGAUCAACGAAGAAUUUGCACGAAUAUUCAAAGAUGUGAAAGAGGAGCUUGAGAGCGUCCACGAGGACGUCCAGGCCAUGAGCACAUGCUGUGAAGAAAUGACCAACAGGCUGAAGGCUGCAAAAGAGCAAACUCAGGAUCUUAUUGUAAAAACCAACAAGCUGCAGGGAGAAAAUCAGCGGCUUGAGGUGAGAGCUCAGGUCGCUCAAGCUUUCCUGUCCAAGUUCCAGCUCUCUAAUGAGGAAAUGGCCACACUACGACGCGCACGAGAUGCCCCCAUUACCGAGGAUUUCUUCAAAGUUCUCAGCCGGGUUAAACACAUACACGAGGACGUGAAAGUCCUCCUGAGGACCAACCAGCAAACAGCAGGGUUGGAGAUCAUGGAGCAGAUGGCGGUGUUACAGGAGACGGCAUACGAGCAGCUCUACCGCUGGGCUCAGAAUGAAUGCAGAGGAGUGACUCAGGAGACGUGUGACAUCAGCCCCGUGUUGACUCAAGCCAUGGACGCCCUGCAGGAUCGUCCUGUUCUUUAUAAGUACACCCUGGAUGAGUUUGGAACCGCACGCAGAUGUGCUGUGGUGCGAGGCUUCAUCGACGCCCUGACCCGAGGCGGGCCAGGAGGAACGCCACGGCCCAUAGAGAUGCAUUCACACGAUCCUUUGAGGUAUGUUGGGGACAUGUUAGCCUGGCUGCACCAAGCGACCGCCUCGGAGAAAGAGCAUUUAGAAGCUCUGCUGAAACAAGUCACACUGCAAGGUGUUGAGGAGAACAUGCAGGAAGUGGUGGGACACAUCACGGAGGGAGUCUGUAGGCCGCUGAAAGUGAGGAUAGAACAAGUCAUUGUGGCAGAACCAGGCGCCGUUCUGCUCUAUAAGCUGUCCAACCUGCUAAAGUUCUACCACCACACAAUCAGCUCCAUCAUCGGUACCAGCGUGGCCUCUUUGCUCAUCACUAUUGAGGAAAUGCACCUCCUCAGUAAAAAGAUGUUCUUCAACAGCCUGAGCCUUCAUGCGAGCAGACUCAUGGACAAGGUGGAGCUGCCGCCCCCAGACCUUGGGCCUACAGCAUCUCUCAAUCAAACCCUCUCCCUCCUGAGGGAGGUGCUCACCUCCCAUGACUCCUCUGUAGUUCCUCUGGACGCCCGUCAGGCCGACUUUGCUCAGGUUCUGUCCUGUAUCUUGGACCCGCUCCUACAGUUAUGCACCGUGUCGGCCAGUAACCUUGGCACAGCUGACAUGGCGACCUACAUGGUCAACUCGCUGUAUGUCAUGAAAACCACUCUGGCUCUCUUUGAGUUCACGGACAAGAGGCUGGAGAUGCUGGAGUUCCAGAUCGAGGCUCACCUUGAUACGCUGAUCAACGAGCAGGCGUCCUACGUGCUGACCCGAGCUGGACUUAGUUACAUCUACAACUGUGUGCAGCAGCACGGCACUGAACAGGGUCCUCUGUCCCUCCUCCCCGGUAUGGACAGCUCUUCUGUGAAAGCAGCAAUGACCCAGUUUGAUCGCUACUUGUCGUCACCAGACACACUUGUGAUGCCACAGCUCAACUUCCUUCUGAGCGCAGCCAUAAAGGAGCAGAUUUUCCAUCAGUCGACAGAGCUGGUGUGCAGAGCUUAUAGAGAAGUUUACGCAGCCCUGACCAGCCCAGCUAACGCCUACAAGGAUCCAGAGAACUUGGUGCCCAGAUCACCUCAGCAGGUUCAGACCUUGCUGUCCUGAUGUCGCAUGACAGAUCAUUCUCUGGGUUAGGUAUGAAAAUGUGUACAGUAGAUUGUCUAAACGUGUUUGUGGAGGUCCAGCAUGUAUGUGUAUAACCCUUAUUUAACGGUUUUGGGGUAUUUGGUCUCUCCUUUUUUUGUUUUCACAUCCUAUAGCAUCUUUGUUAUUGUAGAAAAUAAAGUCUUUAUAUUGGAAAUAAAAGAAAACCCGAGCAUUACAUAAAGCCGGCGAAAACUGAAUUCUGGGGCUUGUCUUGUUUUCCGAACAUAAAAGUGUUCUGAAAUAUUCAGCAGUGGUGCCAAGGGGAACUUCAGAAACUUCAGAACAAACAUGCUGUUUAUUUUAUUAUCACCUUGUUUGGAGUUGUCGGAGGGAAAAAUGGAAUCUGUCCAAACCGUCAGGGUCAGCUUUUGUUUUAUUUCUGAGACAACAAGGAAGAACGAGGUCAGGAUUAGUUGGAUGGUCGUUUAUACACAUUGUUAUGAAAGAGGGGGGGUACAACCCGGCCCCUUCACGAUGUAAAAAUGUUCUUUUAAAGUGUUUUCUUACAAUAAAAUAAAACAUUUAGAAUUGUCUUGAA
Molecule: messenger RNA, 2626 nt
Organism: Nothobranchius furzeri (turquoise killifish)
Lineage: Eukaryota; Metazoa; Chordata; Actinopteri; Cyprinodontiformes; Nothobranchiidae
Gene: cog6
Product: component of oligomeric golgi complex 6
Biological process (GO): intra-Golgi vesicle-mediated transport
Cellular component (GO): COG complex
Source: RefSeq, a predicted model, not a curated record